AUGCUGUGGUAUGGUUGUUGUGAAGCAGAUGUGGAGGACAUGUCGUCAGUGCAAAUGGAAGGAGAUUGUGGUGGUGUGGAGGAUUAUGGAACGUUGAGGGCAUCAGAGGAUGGAAUUUUGCCAAUUGGAGGUGUGUGGUGUGAUAUGCCGGAGGUGCGUGUAAUUGAAUUGGAGGAUAACGGUCCGUGGUGUGGCAUGGUGCUGGAUUUUUUAAUGAUUGUGGAUAGGAAUUUGGAGAUCACACUUUCAAAAACCAAACGCAGCGCGAAUCACAAGAUGAGUGACGAUCUUCGGUGCUGCGGAGUUCUGGAGUCAGUUCUGGAAAACUGGUUUCCUAGGUUGAGUUUGAGGUGUGGCGGAAAUGUGUGGGUUCUAUCGGGCGACCUCUAG
Notodromas monacha is the source of this 390-nucleotide messenger RNA. Lineage: Eukaryota; Metazoa; Arthropoda; Ostracoda; Podocopida; Cyprididae. The record is from the annotation of a GenBank genome assembly.